Messenger RNA from Rhagoletis zephyria (snowberry fruit fly), 1497 nucleotides. Lineage: Eukaryota; Metazoa; Arthropoda; Insecta; Diptera; Tephritidae. The record is from RefSeq and is a predicted model, not a curated record.
AUGAAUCUUGAGUUACUUAAUCAGUUCGGACAACCGUUUCCAGAGGAUUUCGACAUUGAACUUCCUCAAGUGUGCCAUGCCACAGUUGCGGCCUUUAACCGGCGAGGCUACGUUUUGGCCGUCGGCUCCAACGAUGGCCGCGUUUUCAUCUGGGACAUCAUGACUCGAACCAUUGCCAAAGUAAUAUCGGCCCACGGGAGCAUUGUCACUGCGUUAAGCUGGUCUCGCAACGGCAAACUGUUGGCAACAUCUUCCACUGACUGCUAUGUCUGCAUUUGGGAUGUCAUCACUUCAGAGUGCAUCAUUCAGUGGCACUUUACCAGUGCAGUACUCUUCGUACAAUUUGCUCCAAGAGAUGACACCAUUCUGCUCAUUAGGCGAAUAAAGGAAUCUUCUUUGUUGGUCCGAUACGCACGAACCAAAGAUAAGACAGUUCAUACUAAAGAGCACACUCGUGUUCCACCUGAUGAAGAUUCAGACUUUGAUGUGGUGUCAUGUUUCGACCGGCGAGGCGAGUACAUAUACUCGGGAAACUCAAAAGGGCGCAUUCAAGUGAUGAAGGUCAAACCGGGCACUAUUGAAGUUUUAGUGCUUACCUCAUUUCGUGUCUCAAACACUGCUAUUAAGCAGAUUGAGUUUGCCCCAAAGAAAAAGAAUUUGUUUCUUGUAAACAGUGCUGACCGAAUCAUCCGCGUGUACGACACAAAUCAAAUUCUGGCUGCUGUUCAAGCCAAUGCUGCAAAUGCUUCCAAUGUAAGCCAGAAUCGAAGUAGAAAAGUUCAAUCAAACAGUGGGUCCACUGUCGAUUUACGCAUUCCCGAUCCAGAGCCAUGUCAAAAGCUGCAAGAUCUUAUUAAUCGAACAACAUGGAGGAAGUGUGUCUUUUCUGGCAGUCCUGAAUCUGACUAUAUUUGUGCUGGAUCCUCACGCAGUAAUUCGAUCUACAUCUGGGAACUCACUUCUGGCACUGGCACUUUGAUGAAACUUCUUCGCGGUAGUAGGGGCGAAAUUAUUAACGAUGUUGUUUGGCAUCCUAUUCGUGCCUUUGUUGCUUCCAUUGCCAGUGGGUAUGUGUCGCUGUGGUCUGCAGCUCAAGUAGAAAACUGGUCUGCUUUUGCGCCGGACUUUCAAGAACUGGAGGAAAAUGUUGAGUACGAAGAGCGCGAAUCAGAAUUCGACGAUGAGGACGAAGACAAGGAGCCUAAGAAGGUAGACCCUGAUGCGAAAAUGGUUGAUGAUGUUUGUGUUGACGUCGUCACUCCGGUCACUGUGGAUGCUUAUCUUAGCAGUGAUGAAGAGGAGGAGAACCCUGAUGAUCUGAUUUACUUUCCGAACUUUAUGAAUGUCGAUGAAGAUGAGGUAGUACUGGACUCGGUCGAGGACGAAAGUAAAAGUGGUCACAAGGAAAAGAUAAUCAAGGAUAAAAACAAAUCAGACCCCGAAGGAAUCAAGGCACUUCAAACUCGCAAUCGCAAUGCUCCUACACUUGAGCUGUAG